AUGUCCUAGUAUAAGCAAUUAAAUGAGGGCGAGUUCCCACCUAAUAACAAUCCUCAAAUCAUUACAGGAUAUGAAAUACUUCGCUAGAGUGUCAAUUAGGGAUUAAGGCAAAAUCAGGAGGCUCGUAAAAGUUCCUUGAAAGCAGCAGCAUUGGUUUCUCGAUAGAGUUAAUUGUAUGCAUAGGCAAAAGUGAGACUCGUUUUAAUAUCAAGGAAAAAGGGAUUACUAUGA
Molecule: messenger RNA, 231 nt
Organism: Paramecium tetraurelia
Lineage: Eukaryota; Ciliophora; Oligohymenophorea; Peniculida; Parameciidae
Exons: 1
Source: RefSeq, a predicted model, not a curated record